Messenger RNA from Nannochloropsis gaditana CCMP526, 887 nucleotides. Its product is annotated as iron-sulfur cluster scaffold protein nfu-like protein. The transcript has 3 exons. Gene Ontology annotation, biological process: iron-sulfur cluster assembly. The record is from RefSeq and is a predicted model, not a curated record. The coding region runs from base 41 to 874 and encodes 277 amino acids. Gene Ontology annotation, cellular component: mitochondrion. Gene Ontology annotation, molecular function: iron ion binding; iron-sulfur cluster binding.
UCAUGCACUAACUGAACAAAUUAUUCCUUGGACAGGCAGCAUGCGGCGCAUUUGGCCUGCUUUUGCCAAACCGCUCAAUGCGGUGACUUGGGAGUCGGCUGCAUUCGCAUGCCGACGCUCUCUGAACUCGCUUAGAGUCCUGCACCGGACUACACGGCGCCAGGCGUCAAAUCUGCGGAAGUCCUCUAGCCACUUGGCCGCAAAUUAUAUGUGGCCAUCUUCCGCGUCGCGCACUUCAGGAUUAGCUGUCCCAGGGCACAUUCAAAGGCGGAGCAUGUUCAUCCAGACGGAAAGCACGCCUAACCCCGAGUCCUUAAAAUACGUACCGGGAGAGCUGGUGUUGGACGAGAAGUACGGCACGGGUAUGUAUUUCCGACAAGGAGACAUGGAGGUGAACCGCUCUCCAUUGGCCAAGAAACUCCUGAAGAUCGAGGGUGUGAUGGGAGUCUUCCUGGGACGGACUUUCAUCACCAUCACCAAGUCGCCUGGUAUCAUCUGGCAGAAUCUGAAUCCUGAGAUCUUCGCCACCGUGAUGGACCACUACGCGGAGGGGGGGGUGAUAGUCAGCGACCACGCAAUCGUGAGCGACACGACGAUCCUGGACACAGACGACGAGGUGGUGGCCAUGGUCAAGGAGCUGAUGGAGUCGCGCAUCCGGCCCGCAGUGCAGGAGGACGGCGGGGACAUUUUUUACGAGGGAUUCGACCCCGAGAGUGGGCUUGUCAGUGUGCGCCUGGCAGGCUCGUGCUCGGGCUGCCCCUCGUCAGCGGUAACGCUGAAGAAUGGAGUGGAGAACAUGUUGAUGCAUUACAUUCCCGAGGUGAAGGGCAUCAGGCAGGUGGAGGAUGACGAGCUCAAUGCGGUAAACGAGUGAAGAGAUGGCAAAC